AUGGCGAAUGCCGACAUCAAGGCGCACUUCUCAGGCGACAACAAUCGAGGCUUCCAGCAAGGGAUCAACUAUGGAAAGAUCUACAACACCUUUGGCGACAGAUCUGAAGAUCGUCAGGGAGAAUAUCUGGCUAAGCUGCCUUAUGCUGAGGGCGCCGCUUUCGACUCCUACCUUCGCCGACACGACCCACAAUGCCUCCCCAACACCCGCGUCGAGCUCCUCCAGCAGGUGAGGGCAUGGACCGAUGAACCUGGUGGCAGGUGUACCUUCUGGCUGCACGGCAUGGCCGGCACGGGCAAGUCGACGAUUGCGCGCACUGUCGCUCAUGAGCUCAGCAGGCUCAAUCUUCUCGGAGCAAGCUUCUUCUUCUCCCGUGGUGGGGGUGAUCUUGCUCGCGCUGCCAAGUUCUUCACCAGCCUCGCUGUUCAGCUAGCAAAAACGUCGCCCGCCGUCAAGCAGCACGUUUGUAUAGCGGUGGCCGAGAACCCCGACAUCACCCAGCAGGCUCCGCGCGAUCAGUGGAGGAAGCUUAUCCUUCAACCGCUCUCCAGCUUGGAGGACGGCUUGAUCGAGUCGCGGCGGUUGGUGCUUGUGAUCGAUGCCUUGGACGAGUGUGAGGGAGAAGACGACGUUCGGCAAGUGCUCCAGCUGCUUGCCGAGACAAAGGAGCUGAAGACGGUCCGACUGCUUACCUUCGUGACGAGCAGACCUGAGACAGCCGUCCGCCACGGCUUCCGCCGGGCUUCUGGAGUGUACCAAGACUUUGUGCUUCACAACAUCGAGCAGUCCAUCGUCGAGCGGGAUAUCCUUAUCUUCCUGGAGCACGAGCUGGAUGAUAUCAGGCAACAACGAGCUCUUCCAGCAGGGUGGCCUGGUCAGCAGAAGAUAAAAGACCUUGUGCGCCGGGCUGGUGGGCUGUUCAUCUGGGCGGCAACGGUGUGUCGGUUUAUUAGAGGCGGCAGGAAUCUUGCUGAAAGACGCCUUACCCUUGUCCUCAAGGGUGGCACUGCUGGACUAGACAGCAUGUAUACCACAAUUCUGAAGGACUCGAUGAAUGGGCAGUUCGACGAGGAAGAAGAAGAGGAGGUAUCCCGCUUGUUUCGAAAGAUUAUAGGGUCUAUUAUCGUCUUAUCCGAGACCCUAUCUACUGCCGCCUUGGCUAGCCUGCUUGAUGAGCCACGGACAACAGUGGACGGGACUCUGGGCAACCUGCGUUCUGUCUUGGAUAUGUCGGAUGGCCAAGGCUGCCCGAUCCGGCUGUUGCACCCUUCGUUUCGCGACUUCCUGCUCAGCAAGGAAAGAUGCUCUGACCCUCAGUUCUGGGUCGACGAAGGGAAAGCACACAGAGAGCUGGCCGACAGCUGCCUGCGAGUCAUGUCGAGGGGCCUGCGCAAAGACAUGUGCGGUCUGCAAAAGCCGGGGGCGCUCGCCAGUGAGGUGGAGCGCAGCACGGUCGAGCGCUGCGUCCCCACGGAGCUGCAGUAUGCGUGCCGCUACUGGGUGCAUCAUCUGCAGCAGAGCGACAGCGGCCUGGGCGACGGUAGCCGAGUGUACAGCUUCCUUCAGGAACACUUCCUGCACUGGCUUGAGGCCCUUAGUCUAAUAGGAAAGAUGUCGGAAGGCGUUCUUAUGGUGGCAGGGCUGCAGAUGUUGCUGGCACGGGAAGCAAACCCUGCUUUAAUGGCGAUGCUGCAGGAUGUGAGGCGCUUCAUGCUCGCCUACCGGUUAAUUAUUAAGCAGGCACCACUUUAG
Molecule: messenger RNA, 1752 nt
Organism: Coniosporium apollinis CBS 100218
Lineage: Eukaryota; Fungi; Ascomycota; Dothideomycetes
Exons: 3
Coding region: 1-1752 (583 amino acids)
Source: RefSeq, a predicted model, not a curated record